ACCUCUGGCGGAACGUCUGCAGAGCCAAUUCGAUUUCUCAUCUGUACAGUCUCCUUCCGAUCCUCUCUACAACUAUCAGUGGUACCUGAAAAAUACUGGUCAAGCGGGUGGCAAGGCACGUCUCGACCUAAACGUUGAGAAGGUACGAGUUUAUUUGUUCCGGCUGGAAUCAUUGUUUUAG
Molecule: messenger RNA, 181 nt
Organism: Cooperia oncophora
Lineage: Eukaryota; Metazoa; Nematoda; Chromadorea; Rhabditida; Trichostrongylidae
Source: the annotation of a GenBank genome assembly